Messenger RNA from Aureobasidium melanogenum CBS 110374, 1026 nucleotides. Its product is annotated as porphobilinogen deaminase. Lineage: Eukaryota; Fungi; Ascomycota; Dothideomycetes; Dothideales; Saccotheciaceae. Gene Ontology annotation, biological process: heme biosynthetic process. The transcript is spliced from 3 exons. The record is from RefSeq and is a predicted model, not a curated record. Gene Ontology annotation, cellular component: cytoplasm. Gene Ontology annotation, molecular function: hydroxymethylbilane synthase activity. Bases 1 to 1026 code for a protein of 341 amino acids.
AUGGCGAGCGAAGCAUCAACAACAACACAACCUCCGGUCAAGAUUGGCACACGCAAGUCUGUCCUCGCAAGAGUGCAGACAGACAUUGUGUGCAAGGAGCUGCGCAAAGCAUGGCCCGACCGACAGUAUGAGAUCCACGCCAUGAGCACCAUGGGCGACAACAACCAGACCACUGCUCUGCACGAGUUCAAUGCAAAGGCCCUGUGGACCCACGAGCUCGAGGCUCUGCUCGAGAAGGGCGACUUGGAUCUCAUUGUCCACAGUCUGAAGGACAUGCCCACUCAGCUCCCUCCUUCAAUGAGCAUUGGCUGCAUCUUCCCUCGCGAAGACCCUCGCGACGCCCUUGUCGUCAAGCCUACCCUUCCCUACAAGUCCCUCUCCCAACUGCCCGCUGGCUCUGUUAUUGGAACCUCGUCCGUCCGCCGCUCUGCGCAGCUCAAGCGCCUAUACCCAGACCUCAAGUUCGCCGAUGUUCGUGGCAACGUCGGCACUCGUCUUGCCAAGCUCGACAACCCCGAAGGCGAAUACACUGCCCUUAUCCUGGCUGCAGCAGGCCUUUCGCGUCUCGGCAUGUCCGACCGCAUUACCAGCUACCUCGACAGUGCAACAGGCGGCAUUCUACACGCAGUAGGCCAAGGUGCUUUGGGCAUUGAAGUUCGCUCUGACGAUGAGGACGUCAAGAAAUUGCUUUCAGCUGUUGGCUGCGAGUGGACCACCCGUGCCUGUCUCGCUGAGCGCAGUCUGAUGCGCACUCUCGAGGGCGGCUGUAGUGUACCCAUCGGCGUUGAGACCGAAUGGGACAGCGGCUCCGAGUUCACAGAAAACCUGAUCAUGCGUGCGUUGGUCGUCAGUCUGGAUGGUCAAAGACACGUCGAGACCGAGAUGCAGAGACGUAUCACUAGCAGAGAAGAGGCCGACGAGUUCGGCUGGGACGUUGCAAAGAAGCUGGUCGAACUGGGCGCCGAGUCCAUUCUUCAUGAUAUCAACCUGAACAGAAAGAUCAUCGAGGAGCAGGGUGACGCAUAA